Molecule: messenger RNA, 2024 nt
Organism: Momordica charantia (bitter melon)
Lineage: Eukaryota; Viridiplantae; Streptophyta; Magnoliopsida; Cucurbitales; Cucurbitaceae
Gene: MGP4
Product: Nucleotide-diphospho-sugar transferase family protein
Biological process (GO): rhamnogalacturonan II biosynthetic process
Cellular component (GO): Golgi apparatus
Molecular function (GO): UDP-xylosyltransferase activity
Source: RefSeq, a predicted model, not a curated record
GCGGUAUUUACCACUUAGCUAAUAAACUGCUAAAACAGCUCCCCGCCACCGUCGCUCCGGGCCCCUCUCCAGUCUCCAUUGCUCUUCCCCUCAGAUCCUCACUCUUCGUACUCAUACUUUCCCGCCGGCGCCGGUGGAGGUUCGAUUUCCGGCAAAGGAGGUAGAUCUCUGACCAAAUAUGAUGUAUAAAACGUUUUUUUCUUCUCUUAAUUUCGGUUUCUGAAUGAACCACGCCCAAUCAAUUCCAGAUCAUACUGUUCAAUGCGAAUGAAUCCAUCAGUUGAUUGGUGUGCCGAGUUCAGCGUUUUUUCGCAUGCCCAAUUGCUAUUUUUGCCUUGAAUCUCGCAUUCUGUGUUCUGUUUUCCCACUCAAGUUCGAAUCAGAGAUCUCCGUGUACACUUGAUUUGUGUUCAUUUCUUGUGUGACUGACAAUUCGUGGGUUAUUCUAUUCUUAUUUUCCUCCUUCUGGCUCUUGGUUUUAAAGAUUUUUCUUGAGAAUUGUUGACGGCAUUCAGAAUUGCGCGAAAAUGCCGUCGAUCUUGCACCAAAGACCCAUUCACAACUCACUUGCAAGUCCAUAUCCACUUUCUCCUCGUUCUUCCUUGAGUUCUGAGAGGCCAUUUUCCAUAUUUAGUCCUUUAAACCUGCUUGCCCUGCUUUCUCUCAUUGUGCUUCUUGGAGUCUUUUUGCCCUGGAUGAAUAUACAAGAGAGCAUUUUCUCAACCUCAAAGCUCUCGAGCACGAAAUGGCAAGAAUACUCAUUGGCUGAAGCUGCGUCAUUCGUUGCUAGGAACGGGACUGUGAUUGUUUGUGCUGUGAGCCAACCCUACUUGCCCUUUCUCAAUAAUUGGUUGAUUAGUGUUACCAGACAGAAGCACCACGAGAAAGUUCUUGUUAUCGCCGAGGACUAUGCGACGCUCUAUAAGGUGAACGAACGGUGGCCGGGCCACGCAGUGCUUGUUCCACCUGCUCCUGAUGCUCAAACGGCGCACAAGUUUGGUUCUCAGGGGUUCUUCAACUUCACAUCUCGAAGACCACGACACCUGCUACACAUUUUGGAGCUUGGUUAUAAUGUUAUGUACAAUGAUGUUGACAUGGUAUGGCUGGCUGAUCCGUUUCCUUAUCUGCAAGGGAAUCAUGAUGUGUACUUCACAGAUGACAUGGCUGCAGUGAAAUCUUUGCACCACUCUCAUGAUUUGCCACCUCCAGGGAAAAAGGGCCGGACUUACAUAUGCAGCUGCAUGAUUUUCCUACGCCCCACAAAUGGAGCAAAACUGGUCAUGAGGAAGUGGAUCGAGGAACUUAAAGCUCAGCCAUGGUCCAAAACAAAAAAAUCUAAUGAUCAACCUGCUUUCAACUGGGCACUAGAUAAAACGGCUGGAGAGGUGGAUCUAUACCUGCUGCCACAGCCAGCAUUCCCAACAGGUGGACUAUACUUCAAGAACCAGUCAUGGGUAAAGGAAACCAAAGGGAUGCAUGUUAUAAUACAUAACAAUUACAUCACAGGUUUUGAGAAGAAGAUAAAACGUUUCCGAGAAUUUGAUCUGUGGUACGUGGAUGAUCAUACUCUCGAGUCCCCCCUCGGUCGGAUAUGAGAAAUUAGAAGGUGUUGUUGUUGUCCUUCCUGCAAUACAAGGUGGAUGAAAAUAGCAAUUGGUGAAAGAAAACGUGCAUGGUUGAUUGAGGGAGAUUUUCCAUUUGGUCUUGGAAAGUGCAAGACAUUCUCGAAAUUUUGGUACCUACAUUGAAUUCUUCUAAAUUUAGUAGUCAAUGUUUUAUAUAACUCAUGAACUAGAUACGACGUCGCUUGAACAGGAUCUUGUUCGAUAUACGAUAAUGUCCUUGAGUAGUAAAAUAUAACUCAUGAGAUGGAUGAGCGCAACUUGAAUCUCAUUAGUUUGUGUCUACGUCGUGGUAUGUGUUCUUCUUCCAAUGUUGUUCCCUCCAUUGAUUUUAGGAAUAAUCUUGUGUGAAUUUUUGUUGAUGGUGUAUGCUACAACCAAAAGUUUUUUUUUUCUUUUUUA